AUGCGCACGCCAGACCCCUUCGGGGACGAGAAUCGUUCGCCUUUGAAUCCCAAUCCUCAGCACAUGAACAGCUACAACGCCCGAACUCCAUCCCCAGGACAGGCCUAUCAGCUGGAGGACAACCCUUACGCGCAACACUCACACAACCCAUACGGCGAUCGUUUGCAUAUGCCCUCGGCUGAUCAGCUUGCCUCUCAACCAACCUACUCCGUCGAGAAUGUGCCACACUCUGGCUACCAAAAUCCUUACGCAGACCCCACCCAUCCCGAUCGCCAUGAAGACUAUGCAUUUGAUCCCAAUGCUCAUCAUGACGCCUACCUCCCUGGCGAGUAUGUGUCGCAUCCGCCUCAGGCCUAUCACGACGAGUAUGACUAUGACCUCGGCCAGCAUCCUGAAGGCCCUUCCCCAUAUGAUGAACACGCUGGUGCUCCCAUGUUGGAGCAUGAGAAUCCUUUCGGGCCGGACCCGCAUACGGAGGAAUUUGAAGAUGAGCCGCGCCCAACGCCUAGUCCCGCUCCUAUUCGACGCUGGAAGACUGUCAAGGAAGUCCAAUUGUUCAACGGCAAUCUCGUCCUCGACUACUUCUUUGACGAGCGAUUCACAUUGCGCCAGAAGCUCUUCGCUAAGCCCCGUCACACCGAGCUUUUCAUCGCGGUCACUAUGUACAAUGAGGAUGACUUCCUUUUCGCACGUACCAUGUCUGGUGUUUUUAAGAACAUCGAUCACAUGGUGUCGCGUACCAGCAGCAAGACAUGGGGCAAGGAUGCGUGGAAGAAGAUCGUGGUCUGCAUUAUCAGCGAUGGUCGUGCUAAGAUCAACCCCCGUACUCGCGCUGUGUUGGCUGCUUUGGGUGUCUACCAGGACGGAAUUGCCAAGCAGCAGGUCAAUGGUAAAGAUGUCACGGCCCACAUUUACGAAUACACGACCCAGAUUGGCUUGGAAGUUAAGGGUACUCAAGUUCAUAUGAAGCCACGCUCCGGGCCACCUGUGCAGUUGAUAUUCUGUCUAAAGGAAAAGAAUCAGAAGAAGAUUAACUCUCAUCGGUGGUUCUUUCAGGCAUUCGGUCGGGUCCUAGACCCUAAUAUCUGCGUUCUCCUCGAUGCCGGUACUAAGCCCGGUAGGGAUUCUAUCUACCACCUAUGGAAGGCCUUCGACAUUGAGCCUAUGUGCGGUGGUGCCUGUGGAGAGAUCAAGGUUAUGCUGUCACACGGUAAAAAGCUUCUGAACCCCCCUGGUCGCCGGUCAAAACUUCGAUCUGCAUUUGGUUUCAUCUCCGUCUUGCCUGGCGCCUUCUCGGCCUAUCGUUACGUUGCGUUACAAAACGACAAAAACGGUCAAGGUCCUCUCGAACGAUACUUCCUGGGCGAGAAGAUGCAUGGUGCAAAUGCUGGCAUCUUCACAGCUAACAUGUAUCUGGCUGAGGAUCGUAUUCUUUGUUUCGAGAUUGUCUCGAAGCGAAAGUGCCGCUGGUUACUGCAAUAUGUCAAGUCAUCCACCGGCGAGACCGAUGUUCCCGACCAAAUGGCCGAGUUCAUUCUCCAACGUCGUCGUUGGUUGAACGGUAGUUUCUUCGCCGCCGUUUACGCCAUUACCCACUUCUACCAGAUCUUCCGCAGUGAUCAUAGUUUCCUGCGCAAGUUCGCUCUCAUGAUCGAAUUUAUCUACCAAACGAUCGCGAUGAUCUUCGCGUGGUUCGGUAUCGGUAAUUUCUUCCUGGUCUUCCACAUUCUGACAACGUACCUUGGUAGCGAUGAGCUUCUAGGCACGGCUGGAAAAAUAUUGGGCAUCGUCUUUGAAUGGCUUUAUCUUGCAACUCUGGUCACUUGUUUCGUCCUUGCUCUCGGUAACAGACCCGGUGGAUCUAACAAGUUCUACAUGACUAUGGUCUAUUUCUGGAUCUUCAUCAUGAUAUACUUGUCAUUCGCGGCCAUCUUCGUUACUGUGAAAUCCAUUCAGACGGAAGUACAAACCGAUGGGUUCACGGUCAGCGAUUUGUUCACAAACAAGACCUUCUUCUCCAUCAUCGUGUCACUUGGUUCGACCUAUGUGAUGUGGUUUGUCGCGUCCUUCAUCUUUAUGGACCCCUGGCACAUGUUCACCUCGUUUAUCCAAUACAUCCUGCUGACCCCGACCUACAUCAACGUCCUCAACAUCUAUGCCUUUUGUAAUACCCACGACAUUACCUGGGGUACGAAGGGUGACGACAAGGCCGAGAAACUGCCAUCCGCAAACCUGAAGCCUGGCGGCAAGGUUGAUGUCAACAUUCCCCAGGACGACGGCGAUCUGAACGCGCAGUAUGAAGCCGAAUUGACGAAAUUUGCCACCAAGCCGCCCAAGGAGGUACAAACUAUUAGCGAGGAAGAGAAGCAGGCCGAUUACUACAAGGGAUUCCGAAGUGCCGUCGUGUUGGCAUGGGUGUUCUGCAACUUCGCCCUGGGUGCCGUUGUGCUGAGCGCAGCUGGUCUGGAAACUUUCGAUGAUACGACCAGCAGCAGCGACAGCGAGGAUACUACCCAGACCAAGAAGUCACUCAUCUACAUGGAGGUCGUCCUGUGGUCUGUGGCUGGUCUAUCGAUGUUCAAGUUCUUUGGUGCGAUGUGGUACUUGGUGGUUCGGAUGUUCCGAGGUGUUUAG
Messenger RNA from Penicillium manginii, 2634 nucleotides. It is a transcript of the gene chsA, whose product is annotated as chitin synthase I. The record is from RefSeq and is a predicted model, not a curated record. The coding region runs from base 1 to 2634 and encodes 877 amino acids. Gene Ontology annotation, molecular function: chitin synthase activity. NCBI's taxonomy places the organism in Eukaryota, Fungi, Ascomycota, Eurotiomycetes, Eurotiales, Aspergillaceae. The transcript has 5 exons. Gene Ontology annotation, cellular component: cell septum; cell periphery.